CGGAACUCGAGAAGCUGAAAAAGUGUGUGAAAUUUUGGCUUUAAACUUAAACUAAACAACGAAAUGGCCGAUAAUCAAGAUGCGGAAAUGAACAGUGCCGGUGAGGAGACGCAGGAUAAUGGAAUCAACAACCAAACAGCACCGGUAACAGGAGGAUCUUCCGCUGAUCAAGCCGGUGGAGGGGGAUCUUCCGGAGAGAACAACGCGCGGGAUGACGAUAGAAAAUUGUUUGUUGGUGGCCUUAGCUGGGAAACUACGGACAAGGAGCUAAAGGAGCAUUUCGGAACAUACGGCGACAUCGAGAGCAUCAACGUUAAGACCGAUCCGGUCACUGGCCGAUCGCGUGGUUUCGCCUUUAUCGUCUACAAACAGGCAGAAUCGAUCGACAAGGUGGUAGCUGCCGGAGAUCACAUCAUUAACAACAAGAAGGUCGACCCGAAGAAAGCGAAGGCACGCCACGGAAAGAUCUUCGUCGGUGGACUAACCACCGAAAUCAGCGACGAUGAAAUCAAGACCUUUUUCGGACAGUUUGGCACCAUCGUCGAAGUGGAGAUGCCGUUCGAUAAGCAGAAGAACCAGCGCAAAGGCUUUUGCUUCAUCACGUACGAUUCCGUGCAGGUAGUGAACGAACUGCUGAAGACGCCGAAACAGACGAUCUGCGGAAAGGAGGUAGAUGUGAAGAAAGCGACGCCGAAGCCGGACAACAAUAUGCCACCGAUGGGCCCAAUGGGUGGACGCGGUGGUGGUAUGCGCGGUCAGGGCCCGCGAGGUAUGCGUGGCGGCCGUGGUGGACCAGGCGGACCAAAGGGUUAUGGUCAGGGUUGGGGUGGGCAAGGGUACGGAGGGUACGGUUACGAUCAGGGCUAUGGGUAUGAUGACUUCGGGUAUGGCGGGUUUGACGGUGGAUUCAUGAACGGUGGUCGUCCCGGUGGCCCACGAGGAGGUGGUAAGGGUGGUCCAGGUGGAUAUGGUAAACAGCGCGGUGUUGGGGGCGGUGGUCGCCAACCUCGUCAUGCGCCUUACUAACCGAAGGAGAGUCCAUUCCGUCAGUAAUCAUCCUUUACAUUUUGGUCAUUCAGUAUCCUGAAGCUGAUAAUUCAAUAAGAUAAACAGUUUUAAGCGUUCAAGACUAGUUUCAAAAUCAAACGAGUUAGCGCAAAUCGAACGGUAAUAGGACAAGAAAUGCCAUUGAAUUACGAAUUUAAUUUCUAAUUUGCAUUCAACUGUAGAACCAUCCUGUAAAGAGAUUAAAUUGUACAUCAGCUAGAGGCAAAUUAUGCCAAAAACAUCCUGCUUACGGGCAUUUCCACAAUUUAAAGUCCUUUUCUUAAAAUAUACAAAACAAAGAUACAUUCGAUAAUCUGUUGCAAGUACCUUCAAU
Messenger RNA from Anopheles darlingi, 1381 nucleotides. RefSeq names its product RNA-binding protein squid-like. Bases 64 to 1026 code for a protein of 320 amino acids. Gene Ontology annotation, molecular function: RNA binding. The record is from RefSeq and is a predicted model, not a curated record. The transcript has a single exon. Gene Ontology annotation, biological process: regulation of gene expression. Gene Ontology annotation, cellular component: nucleoplasm. NCBI's taxonomy places the organism in Eukaryota, Metazoa, Arthropoda, Insecta, Diptera, Culicidae.